CUCUCUCUCUCUCAAUCUUAGAAAACAACACGGGACUAAAUAAGUUAGCAAGCAGUGGCGUGGAUGCUUUAGCUCAACCGUGUAUCUUCUUUAAAAAAAACAUUUGAAACAAACGCUUAUAACCUGCGAUCACUAAACCAGACAGAAACGCGACGCUGAGGUGGGCCACCUGAUCCAGGGAGAGGGAUUUAUUUUCCUUCUGCAUUCCUGAUGGAGUCGUACAGAGUGACUGGCAUUCCCAACAGCGGACCACAGCGGGGCCACACUCAGCCGUCCCGCCCCUCCAAGCCCCACAGUAAUGGAGCUGGUACAUACGGUCUCAGCAUCCGUGUCCAGGGUAUAGAUGGUCACCCCUAUGUAGUUCUCAACAACCAGGACAGGGGUUCUCACUCCUAUAUCGACCCUAACAGUAACGGGUACGUCGAUGCAGAGGGCUCUUUUAUUGAGAACUUUGAGGAGUAUGAUUUCAGGGGAGGAAAGGAGGCUGGAUCCAGCAGCCCCUUCAUGGACUACAGGUCUCAGAAGAUGAUGCAUUACACCGGGCCUCAAAAUGGUGUCGCAGAUUCACAAGGAAAGAAACCAUCCACACUUCUGAACUUUCAGAAGCACCCUGAGAUACUGCAGCCGUAUGAUCCAGACACCAACUCCCUGAACCUUGAUGGUAUCCCCAGCCUGCCUUCAAGGCCUCUGGCUGAGACUGGGAACCAGCAGCAGAGUUCCACCUCCAAAUCUGCUGUACCUGCACCCUCCCACACAAAGUCAUCCAGUCUGGACCAUAAUAAAGCUCCUGAGCAGCAAGAGAAAAGACAACUUCCAUCUAAUAGCCUGAAGUCACAGCCUCAGUCUUUGCCUCCAGUCCAGCUCACUCAGCCUCAGACCAGGCCACAAUCACAAGUGGCUCAGCCGCAGUCCCAACCUCGUCUCACCAGCCUGAAUCCACCUCAGUCCAAGCCAGGCUUUAAAACUCAGAACCAACCCGUGUCUGCAGCCCAGCCUCAGCCCUCUGCUAUGACGAGUCCCACGAGUGAGCAGAGCAAGAUAUCAUGCAUAUCGGCCAGUUCAAUGAGCAGCGCCAACUCCAGCCUGGAGCGCACCCGCCGUGAGCCUGAUGUCCUUCCGCUACGCAGGACUGACUCCAGUGGGCCAGUUCUUCAGUCCUCUUCCCGCUCCCGCCACUCUUCCUCCUCUUCCUCCUCUAAGGCUCUGGUGGAUGACCAGAUGGAGGCACUGUACGCAGACACCAUCAACCGCCACGAGAACCGACGCUACAUCCCUUUCCUCCCCGGUUCAGGCAGAGACAUUGACACAGGCUCCAUUCCUGGUGUCGAUGAGCUCAUUGAGAAGUUUGAUGGCAAAGAUGGCAGCCAUCAGCGCAGGGGCAGGGCAGGGCGCAGGAACAGGAUCAAUCCAGAGGAUAGGAAGCGCUCACGCAGUGUGGAUAGCGCCCUCGGCCUGCGAGAUGGCUCUAGCUGCUACCGAGGCACGAUGGAGCACGUCCUGCGUCCCUCACAGCUACGACUGCAGAGAGCAUCUGGCAGUCAGGACUCCUGGCUCACGGCUGUAGAUGGUAAGGUGGACUCCAGAGCUUCAUCUCGUGCCACCAGCGCGCCCGGCUCCCCACAGAGCACCAUCUCGAAAGGUGUCGGCUCCAUACAGGUAUACAAAAAGCCACAGACAUCUUCAUUGUCAUAUAAGAGUAAAGAGAUCGAGGACAGCGCCGCUUCAGCUGGAAAGGUUUUGACAGCAUCGCUGUCAACAUCGCUGUCCAAGCCUUCCUCCACCGCAGACAAAAAGCCCAGUACAGAGGCAGAUGUUCAGGCGACACCCGAUCUUCUGAAAGGUCAACAGGAGCUUUCACAACAAACACAUGAAGAGACAGCAAAGCAAAUUUUGUUCAGUUACCUUAAGGAUGGAAGCAACGACAAUGAUGAAAUGACAAAGAGAAAAGUCAACCUCGUCUUUGAGAAGAUACAAACGCUAAAGUCUCGGGCCACGGCGAGUUCACAAGGCGACAACAAAUCCCUGGACUUUGCUGCGCAGACCAAAGCUCUGCAGGAGCAAAAUGCCGAACUGGAGAAAGAAAAGACUGAUCUGAAGAGACAACUCGAGAAGAACCAGGCUGACAAGAGGAUAGCAGACGGUUUGAAGGAGCUGCAGCAGGAGUUGGAGCGGAGUGCAGAGGAGUGCAAGCAUCUGAAGGAAAAACUAGCCAAAACAGAGGCCGAGCUCCAGACCACAGUCGAAGAGCUGUUCCAGGUGAAGAUGGAGAGGGAGCAAUAUCAGACAGAGAUCAGAGACCUGCAGGACCAGCUGUCAGAGAUGCAUGACGAGCUUGACUCGGCCAAGAAGUCGACCUCUGAUGGAGAGAAAGACAUCAUUAUAGCGGACAUGAUGCAAUUGAAGGUGGAGAUGCAGGAAGUUCUCCUGGCCAAGGAGGAGCAGGAGGAGGUGCUGAGGAGGCGAGAGAGGGAGCUGACAGCUCUAAAAGGAGCCCUGAAGGAGGAAGUGGCCGUUCAUGAUCAGGAGAUGGACAAUAUGAGGGAGCAGUAUGAGAAGGAAAUAAGCAGGCUGCAGACGUCUUUGGAGGACGCCAAACAGAGUAGCGCAGCAGUGGUCCGUGAGAAGGCUGAAGUGGAGGCAGCCAAGGGUGCAGUGGAGGGCAAAGCAGGACGGCUAACCCUGGAGACCGAGCGCCUGCGCAGGCGGGCACAGGAGCUGGAAAAUGAGGUGGCCAAACUCAACCGCAUCAUCGAUGAGGCCAAGCUACAGGAGAGCAGGCUGGGGGACAGAGUCAGCCGACUGGAGACAGAGAAAAAGCAGUUGGAAGAAUCUUUGGCUGAAAUUAAGGAGCAAGAAGAGGAGAUGUCACGUGCCAAUCGAGCCUUGACCAUUCGGUUGGAGGAUGUGCAGAGGAACUUGACCAAACUGAGCAGCGAACACAAGGACUUGGAGGAGAGCUUACAAGAAGAGAGGACUCAGAAGGAGCAGUUCAAGAACAUGAAGAACAACAUAGAGGAUGAGAGGAGGUUGCUGGACCGUACAGUGGAGAAGCUCCAGAGGGAGAUGAAUGAUAUUGUGGAUGCAUCCCAGUUGUCCACACGGGAGCUGCAGGAGCAGAUUGAUAUUUAUAAAGAGAAGAACCGUCGGGAGUUGACGGAGCUGCAGAGGCUUCUGAAGGAGCGAGGACAAGAGCUGGAGAAGUACCUACUGGCUACCACAACCCUGCAAGAAGAGUUGUCACACCAGGAGGAGGACCUCCGGAAGUGUCAGAGGGAACGAGAUGACGCUGUGCUUAGAGAGAAGAUGCUGGAGAAAAAGGUUCACGAUCUGGAGGUGGAGGCUGAGACAAAGUCCCACACUAAAGAAGACAAAGCUCGACACAUCAAACUCAUGGAGGACAGGAUCGCUCAGCUGGAGUUGGACCUGGCUGAGGAGCGUCAGAGUGGAGACCAUCUGAUGGACAGGAUAGACCGAGGGAGAGAGCAGGUGGAGCAGAUGAGGAAUGAACUCCUACAGGAGAGAGCUAGCAGACAGGACCUGGAGUGUGACAAGAUGGCACUGGAGAGACAGAACAAAGAUCUGAAGAGCAGAGUGUCUCAUCUAGAGGGCUCCCAGAAGUCCAACAAAGAGGGCCUGGUAGCCCAGCUGGAGGAACGCAUACAGGAGCUGGAGGAGAGGCUGGAGGUGGAGGAAAGGGAGCGUGCAAACCUGCAGCUAGUGAACCGCAGGCUGGAGAGGAAGGUAAAAGAGAUGAUGAUGCAAAGUGAAGAAGAACAUCACUCACUGCAAGAUCAAAAGGACCAGUUGAAUCUGCGUCUGAAGGCCUUGAAACGGCAGAUGGAUGAGGCUGAGGAGGAGAUUGACCGACUGGAGCACAGUAAGAAGAAGCUGCAGAGAGACCUGGAUGAGCAACAGGAGGCCAACGAGCAGCUCCAGAGCCAGCUCAAAGCUCUGCGAAGUGAGAUCAGGCGUAAGAGCACCUCUGCUCCGCUGCUCAACAAUCUGGACGACGACGACGACGACGAUGAUGACAUCAGCACCGAUGGGGAGACGUACUUCAGCUCGUCAUCGGGGUACAAGCGCUCCUCAAGUCAGGACAACAUGUUGUCUACUUUCACUCUGUAAACGAACCCUGAGGUCAAGAAUAAAGCUGCUUUAUAUGCAUGACUGUUGGACCAAAUGGCCGGCGAUCCUUGCCAAGUGCUUUUGAACAAACCUGUAGAUAUUACACUAAAACAUAUUUCUCUUGGAUAUUAAUUCUGGGUAGAAUCUCGAUGUCCAUAAAUUCACUCAGUAUUAUUUGAGCAGCUCUGAGAUUAAUGGAUGAAAUCAUAAAAGUUUUGAUAUGUCGGCCUGUCACGUAGGAAUUAAAUGUACAUACUGUUUAAUUUGGUCAUUUUUCUUUCCCACAUGAAGUCUCGUGUAGAUUUGUUCUUUUCUGAGUGGAUUUUCCUUUGUUAACAAAUGGAUUACACAUGCUUGUCAAUGAUUAUCCUAGCAUUAGUAAACUUGAGAACGCACUCUUUAAUGCACUGUACAGCAACGCAACCAGUAACCUACUGCCUUUGUGAACAAGUUAUCCCUUACCUUUUUAUGUCUAUCAAAUAUGUUUACAUAUAGUAUCUGAACAUAAAUGUUUGUAUGACUCGGUCAAAUAAAAUAUAUUUACGUUUUUGUUUUGUUUUUUUAAGAAUGAAGAUCAAAUCCGAAUAUAUGAAGUGAGAAUUGCCAGGAGAUAGAUAGAUAUAUAUAAUUUUUAUUUUUUUUUUAUAUUAAAUAUACAUAAUCCUGGCCCAGUGAGGGUUUUAGGAAACAGAAAAUGAGGGACUUCGUACACAUCCAUUUUUAUACUGUUUUAUAUGGUUUGACGACAAGUAAUUAUCCAUGAAAAUAUUAUCCACAGGCAUUAAUUGUUGUUUUCACAGGUUACUCCAAAUAUUAGUGACAUUGCAGUAUUGUUUAUACAUCUACUGGAAAAGGCCGCUUCAUGCAAUCAUGUGGAAUACCUAAAUUAACUUUUCUUUAGUCUUUUCUGUGAUUGUUGUUUCCAAAAUCAGACUUCUAGCAGUUACAGCACUGAACAAAGCCACACAUCAAAACCAUUUCAUCUCCGAAGACAUGAAACUGGAAACACUUUGAUGAACACUUCUGAACAUGGUUUGAGUCUUUGUUUAACCUCAUACACGUAUUUUUAUUCUGCCACCCUGUACAUAAGGCCCUGCAAUGCCUGUAACAGAACAUGUGCGGGACUCCUUUAAUUUUCCUUGAACUGAAUGAGGGAAUUUCUUCAGAUGAGAUAAACUGACCGUUGAUGUUUUUGCUACACUGUAAUGAUUUGCACUCUCUGUUGGCUGAUGUCUGACGCCUGCAGAGGGAGAGUGGAUUGAGAUGAAUUUCUGCCACUACCUCUCUGUACACAAUUGUAUGUUCAUAAAUCCUGCUGAGACAAAUAAAGUUAUACAGUACUCUA
Micropterus dolomieu (smallmouth bass) is the source of this 5470-nucleotide messenger RNA. RefSeq names its product cingulin-like 1 (gene cgnl1). Gene Ontology annotation, cellular component: myosin complex. Lineage: Eukaryota; Metazoa; Chordata; Actinopteri; Centrarchiformes; Centrarchidae. The transcript has 20 exons. The record is from RefSeq and is a predicted model, not a curated record. The coding region runs from base 211 to 4125 and encodes 1304 amino acids.